AUGUCUGGUCUCGCCAACAAGGUCAAGGACUCUCUGAGCUCCGAUAAGCACAACUCUGGUGCCCCUGAGGGUACCUACGGCACUCACAACUCGCGCGCUGCCAACGCUGCCGACCCUCGCUUCGACUCUGACAUGGACAACCGUGCUGCCCCUGGCACCACCACCGGCACUGGUCUUCACUCCACCACUGGCCACACCGGCACCACUGGCACCUCUGGUCUUCACUCCACCACUGGCACCACUGGCACCACUGGCACCACUGGCACCUCCGGCCUCCACAGCUCUGUUGGCGGACCUGCGCCCAACACCGACGGCCCUCACAAGUCCGACAUGAUGAACAAGGCCGACCCUCGCGUCGACUCGGACCGCGACUACAGCAAGAACGUGGGCUUGAACUCGGACCGCUCGGCCGACCCCAGCAAGGGUCCUUCCGCCCCUGGUGCCUACCGUGGUGAGAACAUGGGCACUUCUGGCCUCCACUCCACCACCGGCACUCACGGUACCACUGCUGGCCACACCGGCAUGGGCUCCGAGAACAUUCCCGGAACCACCUCUACACACACCGGCACCCACGAGGGUAACUUCGGCCCUCACUCCAGCCGUACUGCCAACGCUGCCGACCCCCGCAUCGACUCUGACCUCGAUGGCUCUCGCAAUGUUGGCGCGAACCGCACUGGCGGUCUUGGUAGCACUACCGGCACCACUGGUACUACUGGCCACCACACUACCGGAACCACUGGCACUACUGGUCACCACACCACUGGUACCACUGGCACCACUGGCACCCACCACUCCUCUGGACUGGGCGCCACUGGCCCUUCCAGCAAGACCACCGGCCCUGCUCCCAACACUGCCGGCCCUCACAAGUCGGACAUGUUGAACAAGCUCGAUCCCCGUGUCGACUCCAACCUUGACGGCUCCAAGACCGUGGGCGGUGACAAGACCCACGCUGCCGACAACACCUUGUAA
Messenger RNA from Emericellopsis atlantica, 969 nucleotides. RefSeq lists its product as uncharacterized. NCBI's taxonomy places the organism in Eukaryota, Fungi, Ascomycota, Sordariomycetes, Hypocreales, Bionectriaceae. The record is from RefSeq and is a predicted model, not a curated record. The coding region runs from base 1 to 969 and encodes 322 amino acids. The transcript has a single exon.